This is a messenger RNA of Linum tenue, 2344 nucleotides long. The record is from the annotation of a GenBank genome assembly. Lineage: Eukaryota; Viridiplantae; Streptophyta; Magnoliopsida; Malpighiales; Linaceae.
CGAGCCUUACCGUGUUCUCACCUGCACGCAACCGAUUCUUCCCGAACACCCACUAAUCCAUUCCCUUCCCUGUUUCCCUUCAUUUCUCCUCAAAUUCCCUCGUCAUCGUCUCGUGGAAGCCAGAAAGAGUUACAGAGAGAGAGAGAGAAAGCUAAUAGCAGAAAGCCAGAGAAUUCUCCAAUUGCCGAUCUUCCGAUCUCUGCAACUCGAAGAACCAGCGAUGCACCAGGGAGAUUACGCUUCCUACUACCAGUUCCCCACCUUCCAAAACCCUAACCCCAAUCCCAAUCAAAACCCGCCCAAUUCGAUCGAUCACCACCAGACGGCGUCGGCGCCGCCGUUCUCCCCCAGCUACCCUCCCAACGAUUACUCCGCCGCCUAUCCUCCUCAAUCUUACCCUCCUCCACCUCCUUACUCUUCCGAUCCCGCAGCUGCCUCGUACUCCCAACCGGCUUCAGCUCCUUUGAAUUCCCAAUCCUCGUUCAAUCCACCGCCGGCCCAGCAGCCGGCUUUCCAGCCUUACGAUUCGCUCGGGGCUGCUUACCAGCAGCAGCCACCCGCGCAGCAAUCGUAUUUCCCGCCGUUCGAUCACCAUCAGACGCCUGGUGCCAGCUAUGCUGCUGCCCCGCCCCCGCCACCGCCUGCCUCGAAUCCGAUCGCCGGAGCGCCCUAUGUGUCUUAUUCGUCCCUUAAUCCGGUAGGAUCGUCUGUUCCGCCUGUGUAUGAUAACCAGUAUGAGAAUUCGCCGAAGUUCGAUCAUGGCGUUGGGUAUUUUGACGAUAAGUAUGGGAUCUAUAAUCGGGGUCGGUCUGAUUUGGGGAUGGAUCCUUAUGGAAUGCGGUCAGAAGGGAGGUCUGAAAUGGGUCGGGAUGGUGGAUAUGGUGAUGGUGUUAUUGCUUAUCAAGGUGGGAAGGUGGAGCCGUACGGGGCACGAGGGACGGCACCGAAGUCUUCAACAUGGGGUAUGUUCGAUGAUUAUGGAAGAGCCAUUAACGUCCCUAGCUCAAAGGACUCUUCUUUGGGUUCGGGUUCUGGUUUGAAUUCUCCUAAGAUUGUGAGGGCAGUGCCUAAGAUGGACACUCAGGAAGAUGUGAAGAGUGGUGUGCAGAAGUUCAGGGUUAAGCUUCUUGCUGAAAGUGGAGGCCAGAGCACCAUGGAUGUGCUUUGCCAGAUUGGUUUGGAUGGAAUUAAGAUGCUAGAUCCCAAUACCAGUCGGACACUCAGAAUUUAUCCCCUUGAGAACAUCACAAGAUGUGAUAAAAUGGACUCGUCAACUUUUGCCUUCUGGUCCAAGAGCUCUGUGGAUGUUGAACCAAGGCGCAUCAGGUUGCAAUCAAAUAGCUACACGACCAGUACACUCCUUGAUACAGUGACUGCUGCAACCAUACAGCUGAAGGAAAUGGGGGGAAGACCCAAGCCUUCUGAUCAUUCAAAGAUAUCUGAGCAGACGGCAGAGAGGAAGAAAGGUUUUGGUGAUUGGAUGAACUUCAUAAAGCCCGCUAAUGAGGAGAAAGAUCAUUGGGUCCCUGAUGAAGCAGUAAUGAAGUGUACAGGAUGUGGGACUGAUUUUAAUGCAUUCAUUCGAAGGCACCACUGCAGAAACUGUGGCGACAUAUUCUGUGAUAAAUGUACCCAUGGAAGAAUUGCUCUUACUGCUGAGGAGAAUGCCCAGCCAGUUAGAGUUUGCGACCGGUGCCUGGCGGAAGUGACACAGCGGUUGACGAAUACUAAAGAAGCAGCCAGUAAACCUGCAGGAUUAAUUAGCCAUGAGGACCUCGCCAAGAAACUUCAGGAGGAGAUGGAAAGGAAUCGCAAGACAUCCUCGGGAUCAAAAUCUUCUGAAGGAUCAUCUGGCAAGCGAAUGAGAGAAGUCGCGUGCCCUACUUGCACUGUCCAUCUCCAGGUUCAGGUCCCGAGCUCAGGUUCAGAGACCAUAGAAUGCGGAGUCUGUCAGCACCCUUUCCUUGUCAGUGCUCACUAGGUGUCUGCAAAGUGGCGCUUCUUCCUUUUCUUUUUCUAAAGGUCCUGGAUGUUGUUUCUAGAUGGCCUUUGUUUGUACAAAAAAGUGUUGGUAAAGCUCCCUCUGGCUUUGGGGUAAACUGAAGUUGGUUCAUUGGGGGUUUUUUGAUUUGUCACGGAACAUAAUCUGUCAUUCAUGACUACAAUAUGCAACUUUGAGUUUCGCUGGGUGCUUGUAAUUUGAGAGUUGACUUUGGGUUGCUUUCUUUCUGGCUUUGUAAAUUUGAUGAUUAUGCCCCUCUCCUAUAUUCCUAAUAACACGCUUGUAUUUGGCAACAGUGUUCAGAACUUGUGGAUAAUAGAUUUCGCGUCUCUAUGUUGUGCA